Messenger RNA from Fusarium tjaetaba, 1095 nucleotides. Its product is annotated as Cut9 interacting scn1. Lineage: Eukaryota; Fungi; Ascomycota; Sordariomycetes; Hypocreales; Nectriaceae. The transcript has a single exon. The record is from RefSeq and is a predicted model, not a curated record. Bases 1 to 1095 code for a protein of 364 amino acids. Gene Ontology annotation, molecular function: hydrolase activity, acting on ester bonds.
AUGGCUUCGAUAACAGAAAUACCCUCUAUGCGUGCAUCAGCUUUGACCAUCAUGGCAACACGUGCCCAGGACCAGGACCUCGUUAUGGAUGUCACUAGCCACCAUUGCAACCCGGAUCUCAAAUCACUUUUGCGAGAAAACUCGGAAGCAACGAGUAUCUGUGCUAUUCCCUCCUUUGGCUGGCAUCCAUGGUUUUCCCAUCUACUGUACGACGACUCGGCCGACACUCCGACAUUUCAGCCCACCCCCGGGUCCGAGACUGACAAUGCCGCCAAACAAACACAUUAUAAUGCCGUUCUACAACCAGCGCCCUCACCAGACUUUGUUACUUCUCUCCCUCCCCCUGUCGCAAUAAGCUCAUUCCUCAAUGCAACCGAAUCCCGUCUAUCCACUAACCCUCAUGCUCUUGUUGGCGAGAUCGGCCUUGACAAGGCCUUUCGUCUACCAGAACCUUGGCUGCCAUCGAACCAUAUCGAGAGAGAUCCAACACUCACACCAGGGGGCCGUGAGGGCCGACAGCUCAGCCCUUAUAGGGUGAAAAUAGAGCACCAGAUUGAUGUUCUUGCCGCACAGCUUCGUCUUGCUGCAAAAGCUGGCAGAGCUGUUAGUGUGCAUGGCGUACAAGCCCACGGCAUCUUGCAUGAGACGCUUGCGGCAACAUGGAAGGGCCAUGAGCGGGAGGUUAUAACACGACGCAAGCGGCGUCUUGUGGCAUCGGGUGCUGAAGACUUCUCAGACGAAGACGACGACGGUAGUGAGAAGCCGUACCCUCCUCGAAUAUGCCUACAUUCAUUCAGCGCUAGUGUUGAAGUAUUGAGGCAGUAUCUGAACCGAACGAUUCCAGCUCGUAUAUUUGUCUCGUUGUCAACAGCUGUCAACUUGAGCACUGAUGCUACCCGGAAUAAGACUGACGAUGUACUACGGGCCCUGCCUGACGACAGCAUCCUAGUGGAGAGUGAUCUUCACAUUGCCGGCGAACAAAUGGACAGUGCAUUGGAAGACAUGUACCGGCAUGUUUGUGAGGUCAAGGGCUGGAACCUUGAUGAAGGCGUCAAAAAGAUUGCGAAGAAUUACGAAGAGUUCAUAUUCGGGUGA